CGCGCCGUGUUUAUUAGGCUAAAAUGUCUCGUAUUAUUGUGAAAAACAUCCCAAAUGGGUACGAGGAGGCAAAACUUCGCAACCACUUCAGCACGUGCGGCAUUGUUACAGACGUUCAGUUGAAGUACACACCGGAUGGUAAAUUUCGAAAUUUCGGCUACAUCGGCUUCCAGACCGAGGACCAGGCGGAGAAAGCAAUCAAACAUUUCGACAACAGUUUCAUCCGUACUUCCAAAAUAUCGGUAGCGCCGUGUGUAUCGCUUUACGAAUCGAAGCAACUAAAAGUCUGGAGCAAACAUGCGAAAAAGCAAGCCGCACCGGUUAAAUCGGAAGAGGAGGAAGAGAAUAAAAAAGUGACGAAAGAGAAACCCAAACCACAGACGGCAAAGGAUGUACUCGGCCAAUAUCAGGAUGAUCCACAGUUUCAGGAGUAUCUAGACGCGCACAAACGGGCAGGCAAAACGAUAUGGGACAAUCAGUUGCAACAGAAGGACACAGAACAGAGCUGCGAUACAGCUGCUGACAAAAAGUCAGCAAGUGAUGAUUCAGCCAUUGAUAUUAAAAGGAAUAACGAUUCGAAACCGAACAAAAAGCCGGAAAAGAAAACGGCAAAGAAACCGAUGAUUCGAUUGUUUGUGGUCAAGCUGCAAAACAUACCGGCACGUACAAAGCGGCAAGAUAUAAUUCGCUUCUUUAAAAACGUCAAACCACACUCGGUACGUGUCCCGCCGAAAAUUAAAGGUAUCGCUUUCGUGGGCUUUAAAACAGAAUCCGAGAUGCAUAAGGCACUCCUGAUGGAUAAAAGCUUUCUCGACGGUAAACAGGUUAAAAUCAUAGACUAUACGGACCAUAGUGACCCAGUUGACGCCGAAGCGACGAAUGAUCCUAGCGAUAAAAAGUUAUCAAAGUGGGAACGACAAGCACGAGCAAAUGCGUCCGUUGAGACGAUCGGUGAAUCGGGCAAAUUGUUCUUUCGUAAUUUGGCAUACUCGGUACAGGAAGAAGACAUUCGCACACUCUUUGAGAAGUACGGGCCGGUAGCGGAGGUCGAUGUACCAAUCGAUUCUAUCACGCGCAAAUUAAAAGGAUUUGGCACAGUAACGUUCAUGAUUCCGGAAAACGCUGUCACCGCUUUUAAUGAGCUGAAUGGCACAUUUCUUCAGGGUCGCAUGUUUCACAUCCUACCGGCAAAAGGGUCGGGCGAUGCGGACACCAACGAAGGUGAUGAGAAUGGAACCGACUACCAAAAGAAGAAGGAACAGACACUGAAGAAAACGGCCCAAUCCAGCCACAAUUGGAACACGCUGUUCAUGGGCGAGAAUGCUGUCGCUGAAGCGGUGGCGAAGAAAUAUGGAACGAGCAAAGAGCAGAUUCUCGUAUCGUCCGAGGGUGAAACGAGUGCAGCCGUCCGGUUAGCACUCGGUGAAACGGAGCUGGUGCUGGAAAUGCAAACAUUUCUACAGGAAAACAACAUAUCGCUCGAUGCAUUUAACUCGACCGACGGGAAAGCGAAACGUUCGAACACCGUGAUAUUGGCAAAGAAUCUUGCACCGGGUUGCACGGUGGCCGCAGUACGACAACUGUUCGCACCAUUUGGACUUUUGGGGCGUGUCGUAUUACCACCGAGUGCUGUUACAGCCGUCAUCGAAUUUCUUGAUCCUAGCGAAGCGCGAAAAGCAUUCAAAAAGUUGGCCUACAGUAUGUUUCAAUCAUUGCCCCUAUACCUUGAAUGGGCACCACUGGGAACGUUUACAACAGCGCCACCGCCACCUUCCGAGGCCAAAAAUGCCGAGCAAACCGUACCAACAUUCGUACCAACGAAAGUGGAACCAGAGGCGGUGGACGAUACAGAGCCGGAAGAAAACACAACACUGUUCCUCAGAAACCUUCCCUUCACCACCGAUGAGGAUACAAUUCGCGAACGGUUCCGGACCGUUGGGGCCAUUCAUUCGGUACAGAUUGCUCGCAGCAAAGAUCUUUCCGGAAGUGGAAAGAACGAAAGCCGUGGCUACGGUUUCAUUCAGUUCAAAAAGCGUCAUGCAGCUGACUAUGCGCUAAAGAACCUGCAGUCGUUAGUAAUCGAUGGCAGGACGGUUGAGUUGGUGCGCAGUGAUCGUACACUGCAAACGCAACACAACCGAAACGAUCACAAAAAGUCGAAAGCACAAGCACAAACUGGGAGCAAGAUCCUUGUCCGCAACAUUCCUUUCCAGGCUAGUGCAAAGGAGGUGCGAGAUCUCUUCAAACCCUUCGGUGAUAUUAACACACUUCGCUUGCCAAAGAAAAUGGCCGCCAGUGCGGAUGAAAGUCAUCGCGGUUUCGGAUUCGUUGAUUUUGUCGAAGAAUCCGAUGCAAAGCGCGCUUUCAACACGCUUGGCCGCAGUACGCAUUUGUACGGUCGACGACUCGUGCUGGAAUGGGCAGCACCCGACAACGAUGUAGAGGAACUGCGGAAGCGAACGGCUGAUCAGUUUGGUCACGAUGGAUCGGGUGGUAAGCGAGCGGCACGCGGCAAAGGUUUGCUGUCGACGGAAGAGUUUGUUAGCGCCUCUCAACGGAAGAACGAAGAGGACGAUGAUGAAUACGAUGAAGGAUACGAAAACGGCACUACGUUCUAA
Molecule: messenger RNA, 2618 nt
Organism: Anopheles maculipalpis
Lineage: Eukaryota; Metazoa; Arthropoda; Insecta; Diptera; Culicidae
Product: probable RNA-binding protein 19
Exons: 5
Coding region: 24-2618 (864 amino acids)
Molecular function (GO): RNA binding
Source: RefSeq, a predicted model, not a curated record